ACUGUAACUAUGUGUGUAAAAUAUAUACUAGUAUAUAAUAUACUGUACUAUACUCACUAGCAUUAUGUUAAUGAAAGGCCAAUAUACAUUUUAUAAGAUGUAUUAUUGCUUAAAAGAAUGUGGAACAUGUUGUUACUGUAAUAGUGGCUUUUAUAAAAUUAAACACUUUUAUUGGUCUUUUAUUAACAGUGUCUAAGGCACAUUGGUAAGUGCUCUGUUGGUAUGACAUGGUAAUUCAGUACUACAAUAUUGCAUAUAGUUCUUGAGCUUUUAUUGCUAAGCAGAGUUUUGUGGUAACUAUGUAAGUGGCCCAUCAGCCUGGUAUCAUCCCCAAUUCCCUAUCCAAUGUCCUGUUCGGUCACAGAAAACUGCAGAAGAGAUCAGAGGUUCUGUCUUCCUGCCACUCAGAGCCAAAGAACACCUCUAGCUUCUUGCUUGAUGGUCCAUGGGAUGAGGAGACAGAAUCACAAAAGGCCAUGGAGCCUCACAAAUUCAUGAGGGAGGUAGUUACCAAAGGUAAUGAGCAGGUCCAAAUCUACAAACUGGCUGGCUACCAGAGGGACUGAUUUCUGAACUUUUUCUAAGUAUGGCUUGCAGAAGAAUAGGAGGCCAUGGACACACUCUCUCUUCAGCUUCCUCCAUUAACUGUGUAAAAGCCCUAGCAACUGGAAUUCGAACACAUAGUAUAUGCAUGGUGUCUGAUUUUUUUUAUCCAAAUAUGGGAGGAGUGGAAAGUCACAUCUACCAGCUGUCACAUUGCUUGAUUGAAAGAGGGCACAAAGUUAUAAUUGUCACCCAUGCUUAUGGAAACCGAAAAGGCAUUCGUUACCUCGCCAAUGGUCUGAAAGUUUAUUACUUACCUUUGAAGGUCAUGUACAAUCAGUCUACAGCAACAACGCUCUUCCACAGUCUGCCUCUGCUCAGGUACAUAUUUGUGCGGGAGAGAGUCACCAUAGUCCAUUCCCAUAGUUCAUUUUCUUCCAUGGCUCAUGAUGCACUUUUCCAUGCCAAGACAAUGGGACUACAGACAGUUUUUACAGACCAUUCUCUCUUUGGAUUUGCUGAUGUCAGUUCGGUGCUUACAAACAAACUUCUAACUGUUUCACUGUGUGAUACAAACCACAUCGUUUGUGUCUCUUACACUAGCAAGGAAAACACUGUACUAAGAGCAGCACUGAAUCCUGAGAUCGUAUCUGUCAUCCCUAAUGCUGUUGAUCCCACCGACUUCACUCCAGACCCAAGUAGGAGGGAUGAUAGUACGAUAACAGUUGUUGUUGUCAGCAGGCUUGUUUACAGAAAAGGUAUAGAUUUGCUUAGUGGUAUAAUUCCUGAACUUUGUCAGAAAUAUCCAGAUUUACAUUUCUUAGUUGGAGGAGAAGGACCAAAGCGAAUCGUUUUGGAAGAGGUACGGGAAAGAUACCAACUACAUGACAGAGUGCGUCUUUUAGGGGCUUUGGAACACCAGGAUGUUAGAAAUGUCUUGGUCCAGGGACACAUUUUUCUCAAUACUUCUCUCACUGAAGCCUUCUGUAUGGCAAUUGUGGAAGCAGCCAGUUGUGGUUUACAGGUGGUGAGUACAAGAGUUGGUGGAAUCCCUGAGGUGCUACCAGAAAAUCUUAUCAUCUUAUGUGAGCCCUCAGUGAAAUCUCUGUGUGAUGGUCUGGAAAAAGCUGUUGCCCAGCUCAGGUCAGGAACACUACCAAGGCCAGAAACUAUCCAUAACAAAGUAAAGACAUUCUAUACAUGGAGAAACGUUGCAGAGAGAACUGCAAAAGUGUAUGACAGAGUUGCAGAUGAAGUGGUAUUACCAAUGGACAAGCGGCUUGACAGACUAAUAUCUCGCUGUGGCUCAGUGACUGGGUGUAUUUUUGCUCUUUUUGCUGUAUUAAGCUUCCUUUUCCUGGUAUUUCUGAGAUGGAUGACUCCAGAUUCUAUUAUUGAUGUUGCAGUAAAUGCCACAGGUCCUAGUGGAGCAUGGACUCAACAGUAUUUUCCUAGUAAAAAAGGAAGCGAGAAAGAAGAGAUUCCAGAUUGUUAAAAAUGUUUUAAGUGGGGAGGAAGGGCAUUGCUCUCUAAAAGGUUUUAGUAUUUGCUGAUAGAAUUAAUUCCACAAAGAGACAUUGUUUUUAAACUCUUAAAAGCUUUCCUAAAUUGUCAGAAAGAAACUUGGUAAAAUGUGCUACCUCAAGUUAGGAUUGUGCCAAUUAGUUGUGGGGAAAGACUUAAACAUAUGCAGUUUAUGGACAUAGUUCUUUUGCACUUACUUAAAGUAGGGAGGAAAGUGGCAAUAUGCACAGCUCAGGUGUAAAACUACCUUCAGAGUGACAAGAAUACUAGAUUUCAUCUGCUACUAGUGUAUUACACAGAGAAUAAGCAUGGGUUUGUCAUGGCACCCAGGGUGCCAAAACACAAAAUUAACUAGCUUUAGAUGGUUUUUUGCCAACUCCAGAUAUUUGUAUUGAUUUAUUGGAGACCUGAGAAGAUUUGGCAAAAUAAAAAUACCUACCCAAAUCCAUCAAAAAGUGAUAUGUGAAAUCACUUCUAUAAAAACAAGCACAUUACCAUGUAGACUUUCAACAUUUGACGUACUGCUAGCCAGCUCUUGUCCAACCAACUGUGUCCCUUAGACAGACACUUCUGGCUGCACAAAACUAAUUUUGAAAGGGUUCUUCAAUGUUCUGCCUAAAUGUGAUCAGUAUCUCUCUGAUCUAUCAAAACCCCAUUAUAGAAUUUUUUUUGAUAUUUUAGGAAAUGCUAAAUACUGCCUAUUUCAUUCUUACAUGUAAACGUAACGUUUUGUUUUUUUUAAAGUACUUUUUUUACUUCCUUUUUAAAGUGGAAGUGAGGGAAUUAUAUUAUUUUUAGAAACCAGCAUAAUGCAAAGGCACAAGUUUCCAAGAAUAGCUCAGGCCUGCCAACUUCUCCAGUAGACCGUGCCAAAAUGUAUGGUAACAUCUGUUUUUGUGAGAGAUGUAGAUAAACGUCCACUAAGGGCUAGACAAAGACUACCAAUGUUUUUCAUUUAUGACAUCAGUUGUAUUUGACUUCAUCUUCAAAAGAGAAAAUGUUAAACAGUUGUCAUGCCACCUAGCCUGCACCAAAGAUAUUCUUAAAUGAAUCCAGCAAGUUAAGUCUUUUUUUCUGGAAAAAGUUAAUGGAUCUGGCCAAUAGAUUUGCACACUCCCUGUGAGGUGAGAAAUGUGGUCCCUUGCAGUUGUUGGUUCUAUAGCCCUAAUCUAAGUAGUCUACACCUAUAUCAAUCAGAAAAACAACUUUGAACACAUAAGAUGAGAAGAGAUGAUAUUUCACAUUCCUGUAAAGCCACUCUCACAAGAUGUUAUUUGUUGUAUGCACUGGAUUAAUGUCUUGCUCUUCCAUUGCUUUAAACUGAAAGGGUUUAACGAAUCGGUGCACAAUGAAACGCCCAAUCAUGUAACUGUAUUCUGGAUGUGCAAUAUGCAAGGUUAUGUUUUCAGAACUUUGCAGGAUAACUUAAAACAUGCAACCAGUCAAUGUUUUGUACAAACAUCUUGUAAAAUUUAAGUUUAUUUUGCUGUGUUGGGGUGCAAAGGUGAUAACAUUAUUUUUAUUAUUUUACUAAAUCUGUUUAACAGUAUUUUAAUAAAGCACUGAUGUGAUUAUGAGAGACACACUGUUUACAAAGUCUAAGAUUUAGUUUCUUCUGUUAGAAAAAAUGCUCAGCUCUAGAUAUUUAACAUACAGUAAACAUAGUAUACAUUUGAACAUUUUUUUUAAAUGUUAAGAAAAAAGUAGAGAUUAAAUAUAGUAGUACUAAUAGAGCUUGAUAUAGUGGGUAGAUUUGUAGGUAACACUUCACUGAGAAUUUCAUAAUUUUUAAAAUCUGGUGCAUUAUUUUUUGUAAACAGAAUUUCUAAAAAAUCACUGAAAUUUCAGCUUAAUUUUACAAUAAGUAGUUUUGAAAUGUUAUGUUGAUUUCAAUUUUCUUUUGGAACUUUUCUGUUUUGAUUGCUGAAAGUAUAAUGGAACUUAUGUAAAGCGUACCGAACUCAAAUGUGGAGUAGAAGGAGAACUACAUAUAAUAUUCUUUCUUGUGCCAGAGUAUUACACUCUUCUGACUAAUACAAUAAGGCCUUCUCAUAGUCUUGUAUAAUUUUACAGGUUACCUAAAUCUUCUGUACCUUGCAGUAAAGCAUCUUUAGUUAUAAUAUGCAUACCCAAACACUAGCAACAUAUAUGGAAACCUACUACACUGAUGCUGCUGCUUACUAUUCUAGCAUUGUAAAUAGAACUUUCUAUGGUAAAUAACAUAUAAAAGAAAAGGGUUUUGGUGUGUUGCAAAUGAAGUUUAAUCUGACUGGCUUAACUACAGAUGUACUGUAUCUCAAACAGUGUAGUUUAUAAUAUCCUUCGUUUGCUCUAUAGUUUUAUAUCCAUAGAUCCCUCUGCUCAUUUCCUCUUUUCAAACACUUGACACCUUGACCCUGUCAAUGUAUCCAUGAAUAGUUCCACUGAACUCAGUAGGAUUACUCUCCUACGUAAAGUUACUCAUAUACGUAAGUGUUUGCAGAUCUGGAGCCUAAAAUUGCGGUGUGCAAAUUAGAUGAGUAAAAGUGGGCAGGAUGAAGUCAUUGUCGAGCUAUGCUGAAAGAGGGACAAGAGACACUUGAUAUGGUUUUAAUUAGGCUACAACUAUUAUUAGAUGUCUGUGACUACCCAGCAGAUAAAAGUGUACAGUGCAGAUAACCCCAUAUUCAUUCACUAUCUACCCAGGGACUUCCUCUAGCUCCGCUCCCUUUUUUUUUUUCCCCAUCCAGGACCCCCAGUCAGCCCAUUGGUGGGACUUUACCAUCUCUUCCCCCUAGCCCGAAUGAGGGUUAAGGUGAGCUAUAAGAAAUGGGGGUUGGCUCCAUGCUAUACCAGUCAUAGGAGCCCCAUUCAGAGAGACACCCUCCCCACCCCUCCUGGUUCCACUCCUUUAACCAAAGCCUCCUUUUUAAGUCCCUUACCAAGCCAUUUAUCUGGUCACGGUACCUUUCCUAGGGAGUACCUGCACUGGACAAGUAUACAAGUUAGAUGAGUAAAGUGGUCAGGUUAGUGUCACUCCUUUCACAGUCAGUGAGUGAUUCAGAAGACAGCAGUGGGGGAAAAAUGGGAAAAGGAGAGGAGGUAGAGAGCUAUUGAAUAGCAUAUUUGUGGGACUGACGGAGGCAUGGAAUACUUGAGGAACAAAGUACAGAAAGCCAUGCAGAGUUCAUGGGUAAAUGUAGUAUAAUAGUAAACAAAUCAUACUUUUUAAAAAAAAAUCUGAAGAUACAAUUGUGAAAUGUGUUUUCCACUUUCACAAAUAACAUCCAUGAAGUGUUACCAAACAGUGAAUCAAACCAACUGAAGAAAUAAUGUGUCUUAAAUAGAGCAAAGUCUGAAACAGACCUUUUGAAUUAAAGAUUACAGAAGACAUUUCCCUCUUGAUGGAGCGGGUCAUCUUGAAAACUUGAGUGGUUUGACCUACUUCCUUAUUUCAAAGAUGGUGGAAAUCUUAAAUUGAUUUGCAUUCUAUAGCAUGUGAGACCUUGCCUCUUGUGCCUAGACACUCUGUACAGCCACUGAACAAACAUUACAGCAUGUUGAUAACGUAAAAUAACCUCCUGUUAAAAUCAGAACAAGUAUCAAGUGAAGUAUGACUGCCUUCUUAUUGUAUGAUAUUCAAAUGCUUUUUAAGGGUCUGGAUAGAUCCAUAAAGGUAUAUCAAAUUGUAAUGUUUAAUCAUUUUUGUGGUUAAGGCAUUCUGUAUAAUUUUAAUAUAAAUUUAUUUUCCUUUUGGUA
Messenger RNA from Dermochelys coriacea (leatherback sea turtle), 5805 nucleotides. RefSeq names its product phosphatidylinositol glycan anchor biosynthesis class A (gene PIGA). The coding region runs from base 587 to 2038 and encodes 483 amino acids. The record is from RefSeq and is a predicted model, not a curated record. NCBI's taxonomy places the organism in Eukaryota, Metazoa, Chordata, Testudines, Dermochelyidae. Gene Ontology annotation, biological process: GPI anchor biosynthetic process. Gene Ontology annotation, molecular function: phosphatidylinositol N-acetylglucosaminyltransferase activity. The transcript is spliced from 6 exons. Gene Ontology annotation, cellular component: glycosylphosphatidylinositol-N-acetylglucosaminyltransferase (GPI-GnT) complex.